Messenger RNA from Sander lucioperca (pikeperch), 6250 nucleotides. RefSeq names its product glutamate receptor, metabotropic 5a (gene grm5a). Gene Ontology annotation, biological process: trans-synaptic signaling by endocannabinoid, modulating synaptic transmission; regulation of synaptic transmission, glutamatergic; G protein-coupled glutamate receptor signaling pathway. The transcript is spliced from 19 exons. The record is from RefSeq and is a predicted model, not a curated record. The coding region runs from base 541 to 4269 and encodes 1242 amino acids. Gene Ontology annotation, molecular function: G protein-coupled receptor activity involved in regulation of postsynaptic membrane potential; adenylate cyclase inhibiting G protein-coupled glutamate receptor activity. Gene Ontology annotation, cellular component: postsynaptic density membrane. NCBI's taxonomy places the organism in Eukaryota, Metazoa, Chordata, Actinopteri, Perciformes, Percidae.
UACCAAUUCACUGUUAGCCAAUCGCAACAGAUCAUCGCGCUCCAUAAUAAACGCCACACCACUGCUUUAACCAUUAGCCUAUCGUUAAUGAUGUUAAUCGUUACCGUUCAUCCCUUAUUUGUUUUUCUUAUAUUUGUGUACUUCUUUCUUUUUUCAUGUCAACACUGCGUCUGUGUUCCUCGCCUCCCAUAGCUUUCCACAGUGCUCAUUUUAGUCACUGUUGAUGCUCCAUGCUCUGCACUGUUUUGGAGUAGGAGGAGGUGGAGAAGGAGUGGGGGCCGCCGUGUGCGUCAGUAAGUCAAACAUGUUCCAAUAACGGACUAUAAUAUCUGCUGCUAUUUGCAGUUUUCUGUAGCUAGGCGCCAGACUGAGCUUGAGCAGAAACCUGCAGCGCUCUUCUGUGAUGGAAACGAUCUCAAAAGGAAUGGCAUCUGCAAGGCUGCUGGCAGGAAACAGGAAUCUAACCCUUACCCCAGGCACUACAAACACCAUGCCAAAGACAUCACAUUCAUCAGAACGUCAGCUCUAAGAGGACGGAGGAUGGCAGGAGGUGUAAGGAGGAACACAGAGAUGGGAAAUAGAUUAGGGCUAUAUGUGAGGCUGUUGGCAGUGAGUGUGUUACUGGGAGCUGAUCUGAGCUGGCUGGGCCUGAAAGAUCAGGUUGGGGUCAAUGCCCAGAACACUGACAGAAGGGUAUUGACACAUAUCCCUGGUGACAUCAUCAUAGGAGCUCUGUUCUCUGUCCACCACCAACCACCUGCAGACAAGGUCCAUGAGCGAAAGUGUGGUGCGGUGCGUGAGCAGUAUGGGAUCCAGAGAGUGGAGGCCAUGAUGCACACUCUGGAUCGAAUCAACGCAGACCCAACUAUCCUCCCGAAUAUCACCCUGGGCUGCGAGAUCAGGGACUCAUGCUGGCACUCUGCGGUGGCGCUGGAGCAGAGCAUUGAGUUUAUUCGGGACACACUAGUGUCCAAUGAAGAGGAGGAGAGCCAGGGCAGGUGUACUGCAGAAGCAGGGAGCCUGUUGCUGCAGGCGAAGAAGCCCAUUGUGGGACUGAUUGGACCAGGAUCUAGCUCUGUGGCCAUCCAGGUGCAAAAUCUCCUUCAGCUCUUCAACAUCCCACAAAUAGCUUACUCAGCCACUAGCAUGGAUCUCAGUGACAAGAGCUUAUAUAAAUAUUUCAUGAGGGUGGUGCCAUCAGAUAUGCAACAGGCCAAAGCCAUGGUGGACAUUGUCAAGAAAUACAACUGGAGCUACGUGUCCGCAAUACACACAGAGGGUAAUUAUGGUGAGAGUGGAAUGGAAGCGUUUAAAGACAUGGCAGCAAAGGAGGGGAUCUGCAUCGCCCACUCUGAUAAGAUAUAUAGCAAUGCAGGCGAACAGAGCUUUGAUAAGCUAUUGCAGAAGCUACGAGCCCACCUGCCUAAAGCCAGGGUUGUGGCCUGCUUCUGCGAGGGCAUGACAGUCCGAGGCAUACUGAUGGCUAUGAGACGACAGGGCCUCGUGGGAGAGUUUCUGCUGGUUGGAAGGUUUUUUAGUCUUCAUUUCCAAUCCAAUCCAGUCUUCAGAUGUUCAGCAUUGGGGCCAUAUUUGUCCUCUCAUCAUCAUCCUUGUUAUCAUCUUCAUCGCAUCCAUCAACUUCAUGGUGGUGUAGAAAAAUCAAGUGAUGGCUGGGCAGACAGGUCCGACGUUACCGAUGGCUACCAGAGGGAGGCAGCUGGUGGAAUCACUAUAAAGCUAAAGUCAGCGUACGUGACCUGGUUCGACGAUUAUUACCUAAACCUGAAGCCUGACGCCAACCUGAGAAACCCCUGGUUCCCCGAGUUCUGGCAGCAUCGCUUCCAAUGCAGGUUGAGGGGGCAUCCGCAGGAAAGCAGCAUGUACAACCGCACCUGCACCUGGAGAGAGUCUCUUCGCCAUCAGUAUGCCCAAGACACCAAGAUGGGCUUUGUCAUAAAUGCUAUCUAUUCCAUGGCUUACGGACUGCACGCCAUGCAGCAAUCCCUCUGUCCAGGAUAUAAGGGUUUGUGUGAGAACAUGCGGCCCAUUGAUGGCCGCAAGCUGCUGGAUUUCCUGAUGAGAACCAACUUUACUGGUGUGUCUGGGGAGACCAUCUACUUUGACCAGAGUGGAGACUCACCUGGCAGGUAUGAAAUCAUGAACUUCAAGCGCACAGGCGAGGAUGAGUACGCUUACAUCUAUGUGGGAAGCUGGGAUCAGGGUGGCCUAAAGAUGAACGAUGAGGAAAUCUGGAGUAACAACAGUGACAUCAUCCAGUCAGUCUGCUCUGAGCCCUGUCAGAAGGCACAGAUCAAGGUGAUCCGUAAAGGAGAGGUGAGCUGCUGUUGGACUUGCACUCCCUGCAAGGAGAACGAGUUUGUGUUUGAUGAGUACACUUGUCGAGCCUGCGACCUUGGCUUCUGGCCCACAUAUGACCUCACUGGUUGUGAACCGAUCCCGGUGCAGUAUGUGCGUUGGGGGGAUCCAGAGCCCAUUGCUGCAGUGGUCUUCUCCUGCCUGGGCCUCAUGGCAACACUUUUUGUUACUUCUGUCUUCAUCAAAUUUUGGGACACUCCUGUGGUCAAGUCAUCCAGCCGUGAGCUCUGCUACAUCAUCCUAGUUGGAAUAUGUCUUGGCUACCUGUGCACUUUCACCCUUAUCGCCAAGCCCCACAUAGUCUACUGCUACCUCCAGCGGCUGGGAAUCGGCCUGUCCCCCGCCAUGAGCUACUCUGCGCUGGUCACCAAGACCAACCGUAUAGCACGGAUCCUGGCAGGCAGCAAGAAGAAGAUCUGCACCAAGAAACCGCGCUUUAUGUCCGCCUGCGCACAAUUGGUCAUCGCCUUCCUACUCAUACUGCUGCAGCUUGGGAUUAUUGUGGCACUUUUCAUCAUAGAGCCACCACAGGUGAUCUAUGACUUCCCCAGUAUUAGUGAAGUACAUUUGAUCUGCAAUCUGACCACUCUGGGGGUGGUGGCGCCACUGGGCUACAAUGGCCUGCUUAUCCUGAGCUGCACCUUCUACGCCUUCAAGACUCGUAAUGUUCCGGCUAAUUUUAAUGAGGCCAAGUAUAUUGCCUUUACCAUGUACACCACCUGUAUCAUCUGGCUGGCCUUUGUUCCCAUUUACUUUGGCUCCAACUACAAGAUCAUAACCAUGUGCUUUAGUGUCAGCCUCAGUGCCACAGUGGCUCUCUGCUGCAUGUUUGUCCCAAAGGUGUACAUCAUGCUUGCCAAGCCUGAGAAAAAUGUCCGGAGUGCCUUCACAACAUCCACAGUGGUGCGCAUGCAUGUAGGUGAUGCCAAGAAAGCUGCCAAGACAGGCAAAACCUCGAGCAGCAUGGCCAACUUGUUUCGACGCCGUGGAUCUGCGCAGGACAUCAGUUCCAAUGGGAAAUCGGUGACAUGGGCACAGAAUGAGCACAGCUACAGACCAAACAUAUGGAAGAGGAUGUCAUUCCAUGUCAAAAAAAAGGAGGCAGUCGAGGUGAACCAGACAGCCAUCAUCAAGCCCUUCUCUAAAGGAGGAGAUACACCUGCGGACACUGGUGUCAAAGAGCAGUAUGAAGAGCAACAGGUGUCUCAGCCUUUCACCUGCUCCCCCUCUCAGUCACCAAGGGGUUUCCAGGGAGGAGAGGCUAGAGAGGACGGACAAGCUUUACCCACCUACAUACCUGAGCACCCAGCUGGGGUUAGAAGAAGAGUUGGGGACAACGGCCAGGGUGUUGGUAUGGUGGAUGGUGCUGACAUUAGCAUCAUAGGUGUGGGUGACAUCGGCAUAGGGGUGAUCGGCGGCCAACCUCAGGGCACCACAAUCAUGGACCAAAUCAGCUGUGUGGUUAACCGUUUCACUGCCAACAUUAGCGAGCUGAACACCAUGAUGCUGCCAGGGGGAGUCACCAUCAGCUCCACGUCCACCACUGCUUUGCCCGCAGCUGCAGAUGCUGCCCCUGGCCCACCUCAGUACCUCACAUCCAGGAGCAGACAGGCCCCCUCCAAUGCCACCACAUAUGCCGAGGUCGCGGUUGUCUCCAAUUUCUGCGAGAAUCGACCAGCAGGUAAGAUUUAUGAGCACCUGGCCGGGACUUGCGUGAGUAGCAGGCGAGCCAAGGAUAUGGAGGAGCUGGUGGCUCUGACCCCUCCCUCCCCGUUUAGAGACUCGUCUCUGAGCUCCAGCGGAAGCUCACCCACCUCGAUGUCCCCGGCCUCUGAGGCUGAAUAUGACCAGCUGCUGCUGAGACACUACAGCCAGAGCUCCUCCUCUCUCUAAACCUGCUCUCCUUUCACUACACAUUUUUUUCCUUGUUUAUCCUUUAUUUGGGGUAUUUAAAAAAGACAAAGCUUUAGACUGGACCAGACUCUUGGAUGCCUUUCUACAUGGGGAUAUUCCGAAUUUGUAAUCAGUUUUUAAAAUAUAUUUUUAUUUUCAGAUUGGAUUGAAUGCACCCAUAUAUGCCUCCAUUGAGAGGACUGAGAGAAAAGUGGCACGACUACAAAUAUUAAAUGCUGAAAUUAAGCUGAGCAUUGUCAGUGCUUCAUCGUUUGUUUCCAAGUGAGUACAACUUGACAAAUAUAUGGGCAUUUUAGACUUUCAAAUGCUAUACUGACUGACACAGGUUUCUAACUUUUCAAAUUCCAAAGAAAAUACUGAUAAGCUGAGAAAAAUGUAUGUACAAAUUACAUUUUGAUUUCAUUAUAAAAAUGGUUAUCAAUCAUAAAUAGGGGGAAUUUACCAAAUGUUUAUAUUUAGUGUUUCUUUGGAUUAAGCCAAAAUGGUUUAUAUACUGAACUUCAAAAUGGCAUUAGAUUUUUUUGGGUAGGUACAGGUUGUAAAGAUAAUUGUAUUUAAUUUGUAUAUUUUGCAUCACAUAUUAUCAUAAACACAGAAAGCGUGAUUUGUUUUUAUUGCUUACUGUAUAUUAUUGCUGUUGACUUUCUGUACAUGUGAUGUUUUUGUUACUGACAAAUUACCCUAAUCUUUAAUAUUUUGAGACCCAGGUAGAUGUUGAUUGUAUCAGCAUGAAUGCUGCCCUCUAAUAGGUUGUCAGUCCUAGAAAACAUAAGCAAGCAUUGUAUAUCCUGACGAUAUAGGAGAAAGCUUACAGAUGCUGCAGUAUGUGAAUCAGGAAGCAUUUUUUUCUGUGUGGAGAGUUCUCUAUGACCUUUUCUUUUCUUGAAAAGAAAAUAUUCACUGAGAAUGAAACCCCCUCCCAUCCUGAGAGAACAUCUCAAGCGAAUGUAAGACAUUGUCUAAAUAGACAUAAUUGUCAAGUGUCUAAUCCACAACAAGUUUAUGGAAUACUUAGAUGUCUUCUUUAAUUAUUUUCUCUUAGCUGAAUGUACGAUACAUUGUCAUUUAAAGUGGACCAAAAUGAUUUUCCACCUCAGGAUGUGUCUGAACCAAAAUACCUUCUGACUUCAACUCCUACCUGCUGAACGAGCACUGUCAUCUUUUGGCUCAAAAUGUUUCCAGUUUGCAUGAUGUCAAGAUUUGUUUGCACUCUUUAAGUUAUAUUUGUAAUAAAUUACUUUUUUUUAUAUAUAUAUAUUGUACAUGUGAAACUAAUAAGAUGAAAAGAUACAGUAGCAAAUUAAUGAUACUAUCAGUCUGUGAAUAUUGAUUUGUUUUUAAGAUUAGCUUUAGGAGGAGAGAAGCAAACUGAAAGUGUGCCAGAUUUUGUGCCAAACAUCUAUUGCAAAACAGCUGUUUCUAGCCUGGCUUUUCACCUACAUAUGUGCCAAUGUCUGCAGUGUAUGUAAAUUACAUUAUGUUACUAUAAAUGGGCUCAUGUUUCAGACAUUAUUAUUAUAAUUUUUUUUUAUAUAUAUAUAUAUAUAAUAUAUGACAAUGAAUCAAUUAAUAUUCUUUUUGUAUCUGCAUUUUGGCUUUUAUGGGGAUGUAGAUUGACAGGCUAGCAGAUGUAACUGAUGAUGUUCAUGUCAGAGCUAGCGUAUGCUUGUUUAUCAGUCCUUCAGUCAUUACUUUUUAUCUGUAUGUUUACACAGGCAGGAAUGUGUUCAGGUUUUUUGAAUUGUGUAGUGUUUUUCUACUGGCUUCGAUAUCAUAGACAAUUGCCAUAUUUGCAUGCAGGUUUGUGCCAAAUUUGUAGGAUUAUACUAAGCUUUAUUCACUGAUAUAAUCUACAGAAGACGUUUGUCUUGGUCUUAUCUCUUCAUCUGCCUUUCAGAUAGCCAGAAUUUACAAUUUAGACCUGUGCUGCAAUAAACGUUUCCAUCUAAAAUGCAAAACA